Messenger RNA from Lymnaea stagnalis (great pond snail), 8395 nucleotides. Lineage: Eukaryota; Metazoa; Mollusca; Gastropoda; Lymnaeidae. The record is from the annotation of a GenBank genome assembly.
GUCGUUUAGCAGUUAAUUUUGUAGCAAUACCCAUGGCAUGGAGUGCAUUGCCUAAAAAAAAAAUCCUGAAAACAAUUAUAUAUAUUGAAUAUGUUUAUUAUGGGCCUGCGAAUAAUGUUUAAUUAAAAAAAUAUUCACUGGACAUCAUUCAUCCAUGGUGAAGUGAAGUGUCAUCCAUAAUUACGACUGGCAUCAAUCUUUCACCAUCAUCGUUUCCUGGAAGGAUAAUUGCAGACAGAUUAACUUCAUCCUCAUCUAGCCACUCAACAUCCUCUGAAUGUGCAUUUUCUCUUCUGGCAAUAACUGCCAUGAAUUAUCUUUGCCUUCUAGCAGCGAUUCUCAAAGGACUGAACCGUUUUAUCUAAGUUGAUUCUGGAAUAGUUUGGGUUGGCACAUUCUCCCGAGCCCGAGAUCUGUGUUGUCCUGCAUGUUUCUUCGACAUUGUUUGUGAGGCAAAUUAUAAGUGGCAUUCUUUGCAAAUUCGAUCAAGUAAGCUGGUCUGCAAAGAUGGAAAAUAAAGAUCAUAUAGUUGUACUUUGAAAACUCCUGUUGAUCUCGGAAAGGCUAUACAUAAAACAAGGCUUCGCAACAGCAUAAUAGCGCUCCUAGCGAGAGGAAUCGUGAACAACACAUUCAGGAGAUAGGCAUUUCAUUCUAUUUUGACUUAAAACUAAUUCAAAUGUUUCACAAAAUUUUUGAAAAUUAUUUUUAAAGCUAUUAAAUUCUACAAAAAAAUAAAAGAAUAAAUUAGAAAUAAAAUUUAAAAAAAAAAAAAAAAAAAAAAAAAAAAAAAAAAAACAAAAAAAAAAAAAAAAUGUGUGACGUCCCACAUGACCUGACCCCCUCUCCCUGUCACAAACUGUCACACUUUCUUACACCCACACCCCCCCCCUCUGGAGCGUGACAUACUUUAUGGACGGCCCCAGAGAGAGAGAGAGAGAGAGAGAGAGAGUGACAGGGAGAAGGUGGAGGGAGAGAGAAUCAGUUGUUCUUUAAAGAUUACUAAGCGUUAAAACAAGUAACAAAUGCUCAUCAUGUGAAUAAGAAUUAAAGACAGGAAAAGUCAAACAAUAAGCACCUACGAACUACACCAGUGGUUCUCAACCUUCCUAGUGCCGCGAUCAUUUAAUACAGUUUCUCGUGAUGUGACGACCCCCAGCCACACAAUAAUUUGUGUUGCUACUUCAUAGCUGUAAGGAUAUGUGUUUUCAGAUGGUCUUAGACGACCCAUGGCAAAGGGUCACGCGACCCCCAAAGGGAUCGUGACCCACAGGUUGAGAACCGCUGAACUACACGGUAAUUAAAUGUUGAUAUACCAGAAUAUUAUGUGUAACAUUGAUUUUAACUUUUAAUUUAAUUAAGUGGCCAACUUAUGUUGAAAUUUGGGAUGGGGUACUCAGGGACAUGACCCACAUUGUUGGUAAAUAUUUCACUUCAAAUGUUUUGCUUUAGAAAGAAAUCCCACCACAUUUGAGGUUGCCCUAAACGUUUAGCUUUAUCCUUUAUAAAUUCUCCAAAAGCGACAUUUCCAUUUGAUGUGAACGACAGGUACGGAAGCGACAAUAAAGGUAAAUAGGGUCACAUUGAGCGAGCCAUAUUGCUGCAUUUUGACAGUGUUGCAAAAGUCAACUCCACAAGGGUUCUCCUUUUAAGUAUUGAAUACUAUAUCGAUCAAAGUAAUUUCUCUUAAAGAUAUUUCAUGAAAUGGGUAUUAUUGAACUUAAAAGUAAAAACAAUCUUCAAAAAAGGCCAGGAAAUGGACAAACGAAAAAUUUCAGAUCAAAACCAUCUUGAACAAAAACAAACAAAUUUGACUUAAAAGGCCAAUCUGGUAACCAGUAAUCGGUUGUGUUCUGUCCAUAUUAAAAAAAAAUAUCAAACAACGAUUUUGUCGUAAAGUCUUAAAAUAUGUAAUAAUUGUUAGCUAAAACGGCCAAAGUUUUUAAAAUUUAAACCUAAUAAUCGAUAAUAUUUAUUAUUAAUGAAUUAAAGGGCGAAAAAAUUAUUUAAAAAUUUGGAGCUCUUAAAAGUUGUGGUUUUGUUCUUCGUGUUAAAUUUAUUCAAUCCAUUACCAUGUCUAUAAUGAAUGUCACGUCGCCGAGUGCUAACUGCUAUAACUAUAACUAUAAAAUAUGUGGUUAGAAUUAUUUAUAAUGAUAGACCAAUAACAUGUUUAAUGUUAUGUUAUAAUUGGCUCCAUUUCAUUGCCAUUGGUAGGUAUCAUAGGCCUAGCAGCGGCGCCUAGCCUAAAAAAGUUAAUAAAACUGGUUUCAAUCAGUGUAUACUGCAUGAGCAUGUAACAUGUAGUGUGAGUGUGGUACUGGGAAAAAAAAAAAAGAAGAGUCAUUUUCACGGAGUAGAAAGCAUAGGCCAGGCUUAGGCCAACAAAGUUCCAACAAAAACAUAAUUGGGUAAAUGUUAAGGACGACUGCCACUAUUUUAUCGAAUUUAGCCAAAAUCGAUCCCUAUGCCGAUGCCUAAACUGAACCCUAAAUCGAUCCCUAUGCCUAACCUGAACCCUAAAUCGAUCCCUCAACCUAACCUAAACCCUAAUUCACUGCAACUAUAAUAAACACCCAAAAGACACUGUGGCAGCCGUCCUUAACAUUAGCCAAAAUUGAUUAUGACAUCACAUGGCUAAUGCCGGAGUUGGGUUACACCUCCAGAAAUGCCAUGGCUUACCCUACCCUACUGAUACUCUGCUGAAAAUUACCUUAUGCCUCUAGUAGGAACUCAUGUCCUGAAUAAUAAUAAUAGACUAGGAUCAGUGACAAUGAUUAGAUGAUAGAGUAUUAUAGAAUAGAAACUAGAGCAGCGGUUCUCAACCUCGGGGUCGCCUAAGACCAUCUUAUGACAUAUAUACUCUACUACAGUUGUAACGUAUCAACGAAAAUAAUUUUGUGGUUGGGGGUCGCCACAACAUGGGGAUCUGUAUUAAAGGAUCGCUGCAUUAGAAAGGUUGCGAAUCACUGGAAUAUUCAAUAGAGAUGUAUUGGAUAGGGGGUCCUAACUUGUCCUAAGCUUAGCCUUCCCUGCUUAAACUUGUUUGGUAAUCUCAUAUUUUAGCAUUUAAUUUAUAGUGUACUUAGUACUAAUUUAUACCUAGAGAUAGACCAGAGCACUUCCACCUUUUUUUCAUGCGUGGCUCACCUCUUUGCUUUCCGAAAAUUCCACCAUAAACUUAAAGGAAAAAUCUUGCAGUCAAGAGUAUAUAAGUAAAUAAAUAUGAGCCAGUAGACCUUUUAUACAAAUAAUUAAAUAAUACUAAAUUAAAAUAAAAGAAUAUAAUAGUAGACUAUCCCACCCAUCCUAUCCAAAUUAAAGUCAAAAUCUAAUUUGAGAGUUGAAGAAGAUGGGGAUGAGGCGAAGCAAGUCAACUGUGGUCUGAACCUUUUGUGUGGUGGAAUAUUGGAAAUGGGUCUAAUAAGACUUACAAGUAGGGCCUGUACUGCUUCAAGUAUAGCUUAUUUAAUAUGGUAAUAUAUCUUGGUGAGAAAGAAAAAAUUAUAUUUAUACCAGAUAUACCGGUAACCAAAAAUGAAUAUUACACAUUUACAAAUUAAUCUUACUUUACUAGUAGGUCCUAUUAGGCAUCAAACUUAGCCAUGGAUCAAGUAACGGCGCGAAACCUAUUUGAACAAGGUGCUAUGUUCAUUCUCAUUGGUUUUCCUGAAGGGUCUGAAUUUGGUAUUGAUUAUAACUCAUGGAAUGUCGGUCCUAACUUCAAGGGAGUUAAAAUGAUACCUCCAGGACUCCAUUUUAUUUAUUAUAGGUAGGCAUAAUUAUAAUUUAUUAUUUUUUUAAAACUUCGAUCAAUGAAUGGUCUUAAAGUUGUUUGGUGAAGUAAUUGGUAAGCAAUGUGUUAGGAUAAUUAAUUGUCAUGAUUGGCAGAUGGGGACAACUGCCUUCUAAUAUCUUGUCAUAUGUUAUAUUCUGUGUGUAUUGACAGUACCGGUAUAUAUAAUUAUUAUCUUUUAUCAUCAGAAAAUGUUUAUUUUUACAAUAUAUUGUAUUACACAAUUUUAGGAUUUAAAGGUAAUAUAGCCAUGACUCAAAUUUUAAAGGCGUACGGUAGUGCAUUUUCAAAUCCUUGGAAUAAAGAUUUACUACAAAAAUUAAAUUGAUAAAUCAGAAAAGGGAUAUUUAGCUAUUGUUAAUGAAUGCUACUUCACAUGGUUUAACUCUUUUGACAGAUGUGUUAUUUUUUUUUGUAUUCCUUAUUUAAAGUCUAGAACUAGAAUUGCCAGUAUUUUUUACAUUCUGUUACAAUUGUUUACUUCUCACAAAAAUUGUUUUACAUUGUCAUUGUGAAUUGUAAUAAUUUUUGCCAAUGAUAACUUUAUUUUGAUAUAGUCCAUUGAGUCACACUUAAAAAAAUAUAUAUACAUGUAUCAGUAUAUCAUUUAUCUAAAAUAAACUUAUUCAAUCAUCAUUCCAUUGACAAAGAAAUCGAUUAUAAAAAGAUUCCUGAUAGAAAAGAUAAAAUGAUAGCACAUUAGUUAUAUUUUUAUUUUGCAUUGCAUGAUGUGAUUAAGAAUAGGUAAAUAAUUCUAUAAAACAUUUAGUUGUUGUUUAUAUUAUUAUAUGACAUGCGGCCUGCCAAAGGUUUACUUGAUAUCAAAGUGUUUGGCCUCCAGAACUAGAAUUUUAUUCAAUUAUUUGCUGAUCUCUACAAUUAUUAGCUAAGAUGAGCAAGUCAGUACCUAUUAUUUAUUGCUUGCAGUUCAUUUAGCUCUAAUGAUCAGCUUGGACUUGGACCAAGGUCUGGCUUUUUCUGCAAUUUUUUGCCAAAGGAAGUUAUUGUUCGGAAAUGGAAUGCAAAAACUGAAGGUACUUGUUAAUAAUGAAUUUAUGCCUUAUUACAUUUUGCUCUGUAAAUAAAUUAAAUUCUUGUACGUUCAUGCAUGGGUAGCACAUUUGCAAAUCAAGGUGAUUUUGAUGACUCCUCCACCCACCGCAAAUGAAGUUUAAUUUCAAAUAAACCGGGUAUGCAAGAAUUAAAUUAUAAAAUUAAUUUUUAAAUAACAUACAUCCAUUUGUCUGUCUGGAACUAACACUUAAAAGAGAGAGAGAGAAUAUGCAGUUGCGUCACCUUUAAAAUUCUUUACAUGUUUUUUUUACUUUAUCAAUGGAGUUUAAAAAUUUUGGAUAUAAAACUAAAAUUUCACAGAGAAUCAGCAGAAAACUAAAAUAUUCAAUUUUAUUUUUUGAAAAAUGAAUUAUUUUUUAAGGUUAAUAACUAUUAAUUAACAGUAGUGUUAUGACAGGGGUGCGGAGCCCGGGUUACACCUUCAUGGGGACGGGGGGGUGGGGGGGGGGGGUAACUCAAUAAUGUAAAAAUACAUGAUGUUAUAACUGAUCUUAGUGAAUACAAGAGAAGGGUACAAUCAGAUAAAUUUAUUAAAGGAACAAUAUUACUGAUAUGGUUAAGAUGCUCUCUAACGAUGUUGCUUUGCCCAAAGACAAUCAAAAGAGUUUGUAGUGUUAUGACAGGGGUGCGGAGCCCGGGUUACACCUUCAUGGGGACGGGGGGGUGGGGGGGGGGUGUAACUCAAUAAUGUAAAAAUACAUGAGGUUAUAACUGAUCUUAGUGAAUACAAGAGCAGGGUACAAUCAGAUAAAUUUAUUAAAGGAACUAUAUUACUGAUAUGGUUAAGAUGCUCUCUAACGAUGUUGCUGUGCCCAAAGACCAUCAAAAGAGUUUAAAGAGGAGCACAUGUAAAAUUAAAGCAUUUGUAUAAUCUCUUGAAACAUAAACUGUAAGAGAGUUUACUAUUGUCCAAGCAAAUAAUGUGAAGAUGAUAUUUUUCACACAUUUUAGAAUCCUCUAAAAACAUGUUAAUUCUUGCUAUGACUAUGAUCAGAUAAGAGAAAAUCCUCUAUGGGAAAGUUGAAAUGAGAAAUGUUUCUAUGAUUUUACCCAUGUAAGCUGAUUAUCUAUAUAAGGUCCAAUAUUCUUAAAGAUCAGGCAGUUGUUUGAUGGACUUGACAUGAUGUGUUAAUUUCAAGGUUAUGGUAAUAGAAAUACUGUCACAAUGUAUUGAAUCUUUGAAAUAGUCAAGGUUUCUGAUUUUGCCUUUGUUUUUUUAUUGAGUUAUGACUAAUUUACAGCCUUGAAAUUGAAAAACCAUGAAAUGAAAGUUUAACAUUAACAGCUGUAAAAUUUAAUUUAUUAUAAUAAAAGAAAAAGCAAUUUUGUUGAAUUCUUAAAGUCUGUUAGCCAAAAUCUAAAGUUUCUCAUGUCCUGACUCUUUAGUAAUUCCAUUAUUUAUGUAUUUAGCCAUUUUUAUAUAGCGCUUAGCUUAAAGCUCUAAGCGCUUUACAAUUAUUAAAAACAUGUAAACUAAGUAAAAUAAAAAUGAAAAAACCAGAGACACUAGGAUAGUAACUACUAUACUAUAGAAACAAUUAAAAUGACUAUAACACCAUUACAAAUGUGUUAUUAUGUAGGGUGAUGUAUAGGACUUGUAAGUCCAUGAGGUAAAAUCUAAAGAAGUUUAGGAGUUGAAACCAUAAGUUUACUGCACUUUGGUAACACCAACCUUACUGAAACCACUGGUAGUUUAUAAUUUCUUUACUUUUGUUUAUAGAUAUUGACUUAGUCCCUGAAGAUGAACAGCAGAAAUAUAAAAGCAACAAGGAAGAGCUUGAUAAGUUCCUUGGGCCUUAUCCAUAUGAAAAGUAAGUGAUUUAAGUUAAAGUAUUUUUAUUUUAAAAAAAUAAUGCUGUAUGCUUUGAAUCCUGAAAAAUCGAGUUGUAUUAGCUAUGAAAAAGAAGUGGUGGAGUUACAAAAUGAAACCUUGAUAAAUUAUUAUGUUCAUUUUUAAGUUACUUUGAACAAAUGUUAAACAUGUUAAUUUUGAGAAGCUUAAAUGUGAAUGAAAUAGGAUAUCUUCAUUAUCAGCCUUUUUUUAAAACCAAAUAAUCUGCCUACAGAAAAUAUAGCUGGUUAAAAUAAUUUAUAAAAAUGUAAAUCCUAAUGACCAUAUUUAUAUGAUGGCCAUUUCUCUGGUUGACAAUAGUUGACAUUGGAUGUUGUCAGACUUUGAUGUGAUAGGUUUCUCAAUUGCAUACUUCUAGCAAUAUCACUGGUUGAUUCAAUGUAACUUUGCCAUUGACAUCUGGAUUCAUGGUGGUCCACAUAGGCUUAUCCUUGGGUCUCAGCCCAAAGUUCAAAUCUGUGGGAUUCAGAAGAGUGUUCUCUGGUUAUAUUAAUAAAUAUAUAGUCAAACAAGAUAUAUAUUUUUUGUGUGUGUGUACACACAUACAUACAUAUACUAUCAUCUAUAUAAAUAGUAGUUGUUUAUUCUUACCUUGAAAAUAACUAUUACUAGUAUUACUAUAACUAUAAUUGUAAUUAAUUUUUAAAUAGUAUUUUAUAUUGAUACUAUGAUAAAUUACUUAUAAUCAAUAAGCUUUACAAAAUACAUAAAAAUACUAAAUAAUUAAAUCAUCAGCAGAUUAAUCUUAAGCUGAUUUGCUUAUUGUGAAACCCUUGUUGAUGUAAAGAUUUUAGAUUAUACUGAAAUAAUUUUUCUACAUUUCAGGUACAAACAGUGGGUAUCAUUAACUAACCUAAUCAACAUAGAUAUUGUAAAUCUCUUGGAGCCAGAGUGUGGCAGAAUUUACUCAAUAGCACUGUUUGAAUCAGAGGCAAGUACAACACAGUCCAGAAAAGCUGCAGCAACUUCAAUGGCAGAAGUAAAUAUGGAUUUGGAAACCACCCAAAGAUCCAAAAAAGUGAUGCUACCUAAAUUAAAGAAGGUCCAAGGCACAAAAAUCAGGUAUAGUUCAGUGCCUAAAAAGAAGUUUCCAGAUGGGUCAACACCAGCUGAAAUUUCAAAGUACAAUAUGGACUCAACAUAUGCAUUAAAUCUCCUGCUUGCAGAGCGAUUUGACCACAAUAUUGGCAAGCUUUUGGGCGAGGUCCAAUUUGCGUUCAUUUGCUUUCUUAUUGGACAAAAUUAUGACUCCUUUGAGCAGUGGAAAAAACUGGUUUAUCUACUGUGUACUAGCGGUGAUGCAGCCAUACAACAUCCAGACGUAUAUUUAGAUUUCAUCACUAUUUUACAUUUCCAAAUUCGUGAAAUACCAUCAGAGUUUUUUGUUGAUAUUGUUACAAGGAAUAAUUUUUUAACAUUAACACUGCAUGAACUGUUUCAAAAUUUGCUUAGUGACAAUAUUGAUUCUAAAUUAAAACAGAAGAGCAUCAGUUUUCAAAAGCAUCUAACUGAAAAGUUUAAAUGGGAUUUUUCUACAGAGCCUGAUGACUAUGCCCCUGUUGUUGUUGAUGAUAAGCAAUAAUUUUAAAAAUAAAUGAAACAAUUUAAAACAUUACAAUGUUUAUUGCACCUGUUUAAUCUUAUGAUUGUAAUUAAACUUUAUUUAAUUUUAA